AUCAUCAUCUUCAUCAUGAUUGUUAAAUUAGGUUUUUUUGUUUGUAGUUCCCAAUGAUUACAAUGAAGAGUUGAUUGUUUAUUCAUCAUUAACUUAAUGAUAACAUAACAAUAUAAGAAGAUAAGUUUAAUUCAGUUACAUGUUGAUUGUUCAUUAUUCAGGCUUGAUUAUUAUCAUUGUUAGUUGAUGAUUUACACUCAAUUGAAACUUGUUAACACUAUACUCAGCUCAUUAAUGUGUAACAUCAUCAUCAUCAUCAUCGUCAUCAUCAUUUUAUCAUCAUCUUUUCAAGUCUUAAGUGAAUAAAAAACUAAACCUUUGAGAGAGAGAGAAAAGUUUUAUUUUUUUCUUUCGCUUCGAAUCCAAGUGAAUUAUUAGUUAAUAAUAAACACGAUUGUUAUUUUAAUCAAUUACAUAUAAAUAUAGAGGAUGAGGAUGAUAGUGAUGAUGAUGAUGAUGAUGAUGAUGACAAGAGAAAGAAAGAGAAGAAAGAAAGGGAAAAGGAGGAGCUUAUCCAAUGAUAAACCAGUAAGAACUGGGAAUCAUAAGGUUAGAGGCGUUAACAAUUUCGGAUGCUAAGGUUACUAAGGUAACAAGGUAAUAGGAAGAUGAUGAUGAUAGAGAUGAGGAUGAGGAUGAUAAUGAGGAUGAUGUUCACUUUCAUCUGAAUGAUAAAAACUGUGGGAGUUUAUACCAGGGAGUGAAAAAUGAUAACUGGGAGGUGAUGCUAACUGAUGAUAAAUUGUUUUGUUUACCUUGAAUUUGGUUCAUAAUUUUUUUUAUUAUUAUUAAACCAAUUUGGAUAUUUAUUGUUUUGAUUGUUUGUUUAAAUUGUGAUCAACAACAUUUAAUAAUAAAAACUAUUGUUUUGUGGGCUUGUCACAGUUAAUCAUGAUGGUUGAUCCGAUCAUAUCUAAAUUAAGUGAUACAAGUUCUAACUCGUUAAUUACAUCAACUAAUUCAUCUUUUUUCAUCAAGGAUAUACUUUCAGAGAAAAGUUUGGAAAACAAUCAACAAGAAAUCAAAGAUAUUCGAGAUUCAUAUUAUCAUCAUCAUCAUAAUAAUAAUCACAAUCAUAAUAAUCUUAAUCAUAGUAAUUCACCUUCAUUGGGUAAUAAUCAUAAUCCUUAUUCACCAAACAAUUACUGCUCAUUUCAUCCGAUUAAUGGUAACAAUCAGUCAAUCAACUCGAAUGGUCCAGCAAGUUUAGCCGCUGCUGCUGCGGCAGCGGCUUUGUUACAUCCUUCAUUUGCAGCUUAUUCAGCAAGUCAUCAUCAUGAUUUAAUAUUUCAACACAUGCAAAGAGCAGCGACUGAAGCAGCGACUCAUGUUGCUUCCCAUCGGCGGCGAAAAGCCCGAACAGUGUUUUCAGAUCAUCAACUGCACGGACUCGAGAAAAGAUUUGAAUCACAACGUUACCUUUCAACACCAGAGAGAUUGGAUUUAGCAACAAGUUUAAACCUAAGUGAAACUCAAGUAAAAACCUGGUUCCAGAAUCGCAGGAUGAAACAUAAAAAGAUGCUAAGAAAAGGCAACAAUAAGGAUAACAAUCAAUUAACCAAAGGAUCAACUAAUUAAAUAACAUAAAAUAUACAUAAAUAUAAAUACAUAAUUAACAAUUUAAUCAUAUCAAAACAAAAGCUUUAACAAUUAACCUUUUCAAUUUCCACCUAUCGAGCUUAAUUAAAUCAUAUCAACAUUGAACUUUUCCUAAAUAUUAUAAACUGUACAUUCAACAGGUAAAAACAAUUGAAUAAAUUGUCAAAUACAAAGUCUAAAUAUAAUUGCAAUUAGUAAAUUGUUGGAGAAAAACAAAUUCUCUCGAAAUUUUGAUGGAGACUCGAAAAAAAAGUCGAAAAGUUCUGAUGAAAGUUUCGAUCAAUGUUCAAAUAUCUUAUAGGUUGAAAUACUUAGGAUGAUGAUGAUGAUUGAAAAGAUUACUAUUGAAUGGAAACUCAUCUAACAAUUUAACAAUCAACAAUAAAUUGACCCUUUUCAUAUCAACCAAUUCAAUAUCUUAUCAUGUUAUCAUGAUGCUUGUCAUCAUCAUGAUGAAAUAAGCUGAGUUAUUAGAGGAAGAAGCAAAAAAAACCAUUGAAAUCUGAAUUGAGACAAUAAUCCAAUUGUAAGUGGAUGGUAACAUUAUUAUUAUGAUUAUCUGAUUGAUUCACUCGAGGAUACAAUCAACAACAAUUUACUAUUAAUCAAGCAACAACAAAAUGAUAUGUUGAAAAUUUUUCAUUCAUCAUUAAUCAUUGUAAAUGAAUCAAUUUUUUUUUCCUACUUACUAUUGAUCAGCAAUCAAUAUGGUAAAUACAUUAUGGUUAACAUGUUGAUUAUAAAUGAAACUGGUGACAACAAUUAAACUAAAAUCAGUGUUAAUUUGAUCUAAAUUGAAAACAAGUCCCUUGGUAAUUUUUUCUGAUCAAAAACCACGUACAGGCAAUAAAUUAAUGUCAAAUUAACGUUAAAUUGUCAACAAUCAACAGAUAAUAAUAGUAAAACCAAUACUCAUCAUUAGAUUAAUUUUCUGAGUAUAAUCAAUGGUCAAUCAAAAUCGAAUCAGGAAAAAAGGGAAAACUCAACAAUCGAGGACUUGAUAAGUUUCCUAUUAACAGGAAGAAGAAGAAGAAGAAGAAGAAGAAGAAAGUAAGACUUAUCAUCCAUUUAUCAUCCUC
Molecule: messenger RNA, 2678 nt
Organism: Panonychus citri (citrus red mite)
Lineage: Eukaryota; Metazoa; Arthropoda; Arachnida; Trombidiformes; Tetranychidae
Product: homeobox protein Dlx4a-like
Exons: 5
Coding region: 892-1578 (228 amino acids)
Biological process (GO): regulation of transcription by RNA polymerase II
Molecular function (GO): RNA polymerase II cis-regulatory region sequence-specific DNA binding; DNA-binding transcription factor activity, RNA polymerase II-specific
Source: RefSeq, a predicted model, not a curated record